Acanthocheilonema viteae is the source of this 285-nucleotide messenger RNA. Lineage: Eukaryota; Metazoa; Nematoda; Chromadorea; Rhabditida; Onchocercidae. The record is from the annotation of a GenBank genome assembly.
AUGAAUGCAAUGGACAAGAGAAACAGAGAUAUACAAGCAGCUCUUUAUGAGUCAUCCAUUUCCCUUGGUGGUGAUGAUGGUGGUAGUGGUAGUGAUGGUGAUGGUGAUGGUGACAGAACUAGUAAACAAAGUGAUGCAAGUAAGGGAGAGUUUAUGGAUGAAAAGAUUGGAUUUGAGAACGAUCAGAAGUCUCAAAAAUAUCCUAAUCAAAAUCCGAUAACAUCUGAUGAUGUGCUUAUUACUUUCAUGCAAGCAGAGGUAGCAGCGUCGAAGAAGACACACUGA